GCCUUAACAGAGCCGGUGGAAAUUUUGUGAGUUGACCCAGGACGUGUUUGCCUGGCGAGAAAUUGAAGGAAAGGGGUAGAGGCUUUGGAAUUACGUGCACAAGCCGGUUGUCGUCCUUGCACAAAACACAGCACGUGAAAACGUUGCUGAUUUGUUUUAUAACUUGAGAUCAAACGCGGGGGUUUCGAUUCUGAAUUGAGGAGUGGGCUUUUGUCCUGUGUUGCUUGUUGCGUAGGCUACAGUUAGGAUUGUCGAGGAAGGUUGUGUUUUUCAUAUAUGUGGAAGCGCGUGAUGAUGAUAUGAGAAGGGGAGGAAGGGGAUGGAAAUGUCGGGAGGGGAAUUGAGCGAUCAGAGUCAUCUCCUGAGAUCGAACGGAGAAGGGGACGUGGAAGUUGGAGGAGGAGGAGGGGGCAACAGCAAGAGUAAAGGUAUUAAGGAUCUACUGAAGCAUCACCUGGAUCGAGGAUUCUCCGGACGCCGUCUCAGCUUCAAGCGAUUGGAGAGUAAUAGGGAGAGAGACCUCCACAACCAUCACCAUUCCUCUUUUGAUCACGCCGACCUCGGCGAUGCCCUCGGCGACAGCGCCCCUCCCGAAUGGGCUUUGCUCCUUAUUGGCUGUCUUCUCGGCCUCGCCACCGGUCUUUGUGUUGCAGCCUUCAAUCGUGGGGUGCAUGUAAUACAUGAAUGGGCUUGGGCUGGAACUCCAAAUGAGGGUGCUGCUUGGCUCCGGUUACAAAGACUAGCUGAUACUUGGCAUCGGAUACUUUUAAUACCUGUCACUGGAGGAGUUGUUGUUGGCAUGAUGCAUGGUUUACUUGAAAUAUUAGACCAAAUAAAGCAGUCCAGUUCUUCUCAAAGGCAAGGUUUUGAUUUGCUUGCUGCUGUCUCCCCUACAAUCAAGGCCAUCCAGGCUGCUGUGACCUUAGGCACUGGUUGUUCCUUGGGUCCUGAAGGCCCUAGUGUAGAUAUUGGUAAAUCAUGUGCAAAUGGAUUCUCAGUAAUGAUGGAAAACAAUAGAGAACGAAAGAUAGCUCUCGUUGCCGCCGGGGCCGCAGCUGGCAUUGCUUCAGGUUUUAAUGCAGCUGUUGCUGGUUGUUUCUUUGCCAUUGAAACGGUGUUAAGGCCUCUUCGUGCAGAGAACUCACCUCCAUUCACAACUGCAAUGAUAAUAUUGGCCUCUGUUAUUUCAUCUACUGUGUCCAAUGUUUUACUUGGGGAGAAACCAGCUUUUACAGUGCCUGUGUAUGAACUGAAAUCUGCAGCUGAAUUACCUUUGUACCUGAUAUUAGGUAUGCUAUGUGGGGUUGUUAGUGUAGCAUUCACCCGCUUGGUCGCAUGGUACUCUAAAUCAUUUGAACUUAUCAAAGAAAAAUUUGGCCUUCCUGCUGUUGUAUGCCCUGCUCUAGGUGGCUUGGGAGCUGGGAUAAUAGCUCUUAAGUAUCCUGGAAUACUUUACUGGGGUUUCACAAAUGUUGAAGAAAUUCUACAUACUGGGAAGAGUGCUUCAGCGCCUGGAAUCGGGCUAUUAGCUCAACUAGCAGCAGCCAAAGUUGUGGCAACAGCUCUGUGCAAGGGAUCUGGGCUUGUAGGUGGCCUCUAUGCUCCGAGUUUGAUGAUUGGUGCUGCUGUUGGUGCAGUCUUUGGGGGUUCAGCAGCAGAACUUAUCAAUUCAGCUAUUCCGGGAAAUGCCGCUGUUGCGCAGCCACAGGCAUAUGCAUUGGUUGGGAUGGCUGCUACAUUAGCUUCAGUUUGUUCUGUACCCUUGACAUCAGUUCUACUUCUGUUUGAGCUGACAAAAGAUUAUAGGAUAUUGCUUCCUCUCAUGGGAGCUGUUGGAUUAGCAAUUUGGGUUCCUUCUGUGGCAAACCAGGCCAAGGAGACUGAAGCAUCUGAUACAAGGAGUCCAUCAAGAGCUUAUUCCUUUGUUUCGCCGGUUGAAGAUAAAAAUGAGGGCAUUUGGAGACAAACUGGUGAUGGAGAUAGUCUAGAACUCUCUGUUAUAGGAAAUUCUUCCGACAAUGAAGCAAUUAAUGAUGAUGUACUUCUGGAAGAUUUGAAGGUUUCCCAAGCCAUGUCAAAGAACUUUGUGAAGGUUUCAUCAACCAUGACCUUGAAAGAAGCAACAAAAUGUAUGCAUGACCGGCAGCAGAAUUGUGUGCUUGUGGUUGAUGGUGAAGAUUUUCUGGAGGGAAUCCUAACUUAUGGCGACAUUAAACGUUAUCUGUCCAAGAAGUCCAAGGAGGCUCCUAAGGGUGAUUCAUCACUUCCUGAUGUAAAUGCAAGUCUUGUUUCCUCUGUGUGUACUCGAGGGAUGAGCUACCGUGGGCGAGCCCGUGGACUUUUAACUUGUUAUCCAGACACUGACUUAGCAAGUGCAAAGGAGCUAAUGGAAGCUAAGGGAAUCAAGCAGUUGCCUGUGGUUAAGCGUGGUGGUGAACCAAAAAAAGAAAGAAAGCGCAGCAUUGUUGCUAUUCUUCAUUAUGAUUCAAUAUGGAACUUUCUCAGAGAGGUGAUGAAUGGCAGAAUACCAGUCUAUCAGCAGAGGAAAGAAGAGAAUAUUGGUGGUUAAUUGCAAAUAGCCAUUGAUGUGGUGAUGGAACUGAUUGUCAAGACUCAAAUUCCAUACUGCUGCUUGAAAACAAAGUUGAUAAUGAGAGCUCGGUGUUCCUAUAUAGACAUUUGGGAUUUGAGCCUCCAUUCUCAGUUGAUUCGGCAUCUGUAUUUCCUUCAAUUGCUCAUUUUGAGGGUAGAGAUGGCUAGUAUGAUGAGUUUUGCUGAUUCUUCUCCGUAAUUUUGGAAUUACAAUCUGUAAAUGUUAACUUCCUAUCCCAAUUGAUAUAUCAAACUACUGUAUGAGUGGGAAAAAAAAAAAAUAACAAUAUACAAAUUAAGAGAAAAAUUUAUACUUUAUUGUAGGCAACUUAAGUAGAGAAUGCUUGUUGCUAUAUGGGUUAAUUUUGGUGCAGAAUCAAAGGAAAACAUAUCAUUUGUCCCCUUAAUUGGAAUUCAUGAAUGUGAUGACGAUUCAUAUUAAUGAUAAGCACCCAUGUUUUUCUGUUU
Vitis riparia (riverbank grape) is the source of this 3060-nucleotide messenger RNA. Its product is annotated as chloride channel protein CLC-f. Gene Ontology annotation, cellular component: chloroplast; membrane; Golgi apparatus. NCBI's taxonomy places the organism in Eukaryota, Viridiplantae, Streptophyta, Magnoliopsida, Vitales, Vitaceae. Gene Ontology annotation, biological process: chloride transport; transmembrane transport. The transcript is spliced from 9 exons. The record is from RefSeq and is a predicted model, not a curated record. Gene Ontology annotation, molecular function: voltage-gated chloride channel activity. Bases 320 to 2569 code for a protein of 749 amino acids.